AUGAUCCCUCUGCGGCCAUCCCUUCUACGGAGGCCUCGAGAGGCAAUUGUGUGCACACAAUGUCUCUUCGGGCCUCGUCUUGUGCGCCCCGAGGGUAUUCGGGGGUUCCUAUCGUCCUCGAAACGGCGGAUCGGGACUGCGGAUGACCAGUCCCCCUCGGUAUUCCACAAAUCAUAUUUCUCGGCCAAUCGACUCAACGACGCCUCAAAUAGCAAAGGUGGCUUGCUGUCUUCACUUGCAUCCUCCCAUGCGAAAAGCAAAUCCACGGCCUCAUCCCCCAGCGAUGCGGACGCCAUCCAGGUCAACUCGUCUGCAGCAGCAUCGUCUGCUGCGAUUGCGACAGAAGCUACACCAGAACUGCCACAUCGGCGGCGGAAGCGCUUGAAGGAGGAAAGCAAUGCAACAGGACAACCAGAACAAAGUCUCCCGCUGGAUGCCUCGGCGCAAUUGUCGAACUUCUCAUCUACACUCCCCACUACCUCCCUCCGCCGCAAGUUGGCUGCGUAUCUCGCCCUGACGAAACCGCGACUGUCCUUCUUGAUUGUCCUCACCACAACCUCUGCGUAUGGGAUGUACCCGAUCUCGUCCCUCCUCACUCUCGAUCCGGCCAUGACCCCGCUCCCUACACUUUCGACCUCGACCCUAACUUUUAUAUACCUGACAGCGGGCACUUUCUUGUCUUGCUGCAGCGCCAAUACACUUAACAUGAUGUUCGAGCCGAAAUUCGAUGCACUUAUGUCGCGGACGCGUAAUCGCCCUCUAGUUCGCGGGCUUGUUUCGAGCCGGGCAGCCCUGGUCUUCGCGAUUGGCACUGCCGUUGCAGGCCUCUCGCUCCUUUAUAUCGGGACUAACCCAACAACGACCGCUCUAUCCGCCGCCAAUAUCUUCCUUUACGCUUUUGUAUACACACCAUUGAAGCGAAUCCACGUAAUCAAUACCUGGGUCGGCGCGGUGGUUGGUGGUAUUCCACCACUCAUGGGAUGGAUCGCCGCGGCGGGCCAGACGGCGACGAUGGGCCAUGACACAUGGCGUGACAUGCUAUUCAGCGAACAAAGCAUUGGAGGUUGGCUGUUAGGUGGAAUCUUGUUCGCCUGGCAAUUCCCCCACUUCAACGCCCUGUCCCAUCUGAUCCGCGAUGAAUACAAAGCUGCUGGCUACAGGAUGCUAUGCUGGGUAAACCCAGCUCGCAGUGCUCGGGUUGCUCUGCGAUACUCUAUUCUGAUGUUCCCCAUCUCCAUUGGUCUCUGGUGGGUGAAUGUCGUCGGAAGUGGAUUCCUCGUCGGUAGCACUGUCGCCAACGGCUGGUUGGUCCACCAGGCAUACCACUUCUGGAAACAUCAGGGUGCCAAUGGUAGUGCACGUGGCCUCUUCUGGGCCAGUAUCUGGCAACUACCUAUUCUCCUUGUCGGCGGCCUAGUUACCAAGAAGGGUCUCUGGGAUGGCGUUUGGAGGAAUAUAUUCGGACAAUCCGACGAAGAGGAUGACGAGUAUUUGUACUACGAAGAUGAGGAAGAGCUCGAAGGCGAGAAGUCCAAUGCUCAAGAGGCUGCAUCGUCCCGCGCACAAUCAAUUCGGACAAGUACUUUGUCCACUGCAUGA
Molecule: messenger RNA, 1599 nt
Organism: Penicillium coprophilum
Lineage: Eukaryota; Fungi; Ascomycota; Eurotiomycetes; Eurotiales; Aspergillaceae
Gene: cox10
Product: protoheme IX farnesyltransferase
Exons: 1
Coding region: 1-1599 (532 amino acids)
Biological process (GO): heme biosynthetic process
Cellular component (GO): mitochondrion; mitochondrial membrane
Molecular function (GO): protoheme IX farnesyltransferase activity
Source: RefSeq, a predicted model, not a curated record